Coregonus sp. 'balchen' is the source of this 3870-nucleotide messenger RNA. Lineage: Eukaryota; Metazoa; Chordata; Actinopteri; Salmoniformes; Salmonidae. The record is from the annotation of a GenBank genome assembly.
GCAAGUAUUUCGUGGUGACGUGCAUUUUGCCCUGCUGCGCGCUUCGUUAAUAACGCAACUGUACUCGUGUUCACGUCCAUUGGCUCACAGUGACUCGUUGCCCAUUUAGGUGAUUUUACACUGACACCGGUUCCUUGGAACGGUUUCCAACAACACAAUUCACACGAAAUGUCUAAAUUGGAGCAGGUCCUUGCUCUCGAACCGCCGUAUGACCUAAAAUUUAAAGGUAAGAGAAGAAUAAUGUCGGUAGCUAGCUACCACCUGGCUGUAGACGCUUUCGGCAGUGGUAGUUAUCGUUACCAGCUUCCUGGACCGGGGACGUGUAGCUACAACAAGCCCACUUACACCUCUCGUAUACCGCCGCCAUUUUGAGAUGGGAGCGAGGAUUUAUGGGCCUGUGCCGAGUUACAGAGAUAUCACUUUAACAGUACUAUACUUUCUAACAUUCUAACCAACCCACACUGGUUUUCUCGUCCGCUGGUGGAGGGUGUAUGCUCUCUAGUUAGCUACGCUAGCUAACUCUAGCCAGCUAGCUUCUCGCGGUGGUAUUGACAGUUAGCUAGCUAUUUAAUGUUAGCUAACGUUACGUGGUUAACGUUGGCUUGCUAAAUUUAAGUCAGUCACUCAGGGGUGAAAAGCUAGUCUGAAAGUUAGCGACACAGGUUGUGGCCAAGUAAUCUUAACUUAGAUAGUUAUGCUAGCCAACAAGCAACACAUUCUGAUUCGAGCAGACCAGUCAUUCACUGAUAUAUUUUUUCCUAGGGUCAGUGACAAAGCUGAAAUUGCAGUUGUUGAAUGGGAGCAAGCUUAUUUGCUGACAGCUCAUAUGCUAGUUAUCCCACUCAUUGACACAUUGCACACUACAUUGUACUGUGCCCAGAUAGUGCAUGCAUUGUUAUAGCUACAUGUUUAUCUGAGUCUAGAUACACUCUCUUGUGUUCAAUGGGUUAUUUGACUAAACAGCAAAUUAUCUUCCAUAAUGUGUAGCAACUAGUCUGUUGGUUGUCAUUUGCGCCUGUUGUGUGCCAUCUUCGGGUGACUCCAUUGACCCUCAACACAUCUCCUUUCUUUCCCAUGCAGGUCCCUUCACAGAAGUAGUGACCACAAACCUCAAGCUCAAAAAUCCCUCUGACAGAAAAGUAUGCUUCAAAGUGAAGACGACAGCACCUCGCCGGUAUUGCGUACGGCCCAACAGCGGCAUGAUUGAGUCAGGAGCCACUGUCACUGUCUCUGGUAAGGCUUUCGUAUUUGCAGACAGACCUUUGUCAGUGUGCUGCCAAAUAUGACAGAGUAUCACUCAAGCAACCAGGCAAGCCCUUUUUGUCAACAACACCAAACAAGAACAAAUUAUAUCCUGUCACUCUUUCCACUGUAAUUAAUUGUGUGACUUUGUAAGUACAGAAGAAUCAAGCAUGUACAUGUCAAAUGCAUGUACCAGUAGGCCUAUAUGUAGGCUUAGUUGUUGACCCCAUAUCUUCUGUCUCCACAGUAAUGCUGCAGCCCUUUGAAUAUGACCCCAAUGAUAAAAGUAAACACAAAUUCAUGGUACAGACAAUCUUUGCACCAUCUACUGCUACAGACAUGGAUGCAGUGGUACGUUUUCCUGUCUACAUUACUACCAAAUACAUGUUUGUGCUUUAUGCUUGUAGCUAUGUCAUCAAUGGAAAACCUGCUUUUGUUGAUCCACAGGUUUCAGUACUGUAUUUAAAUUGAUCUUGUGAUUUCUCCAGCAGAGGGCAGCAAAUAGCAUAUUACACAGCACCUGACUGUGUUCCAUGUUCAUUGUUUUUCCAUCAGCGGUCCCUGUGAUCAAUCUAUGUUGUUCACCUUAUCAUCUACUUGUCAAUCUCAACUUGUACUUGCUGAAUCUCAACAGUGGAAAGAUGCAAAGCCAGAUGAUCUCAUGGACUCCAAGCUGAGAUGUGUGUUCGAACUGCCCUCUGAAAAUGAUAAAAUGGUAAGUAAUGUGUACAGUUGUAGAAAAUAUAACUUCUAUCAGCAGCCUUCAGGGGUUAUGCUUGUUGGUGUUAUACAUCCAAUGUUGUACUGUUGUCACGGCCACAGGUCAGUGUUGUAUGUCAAUGCAUCUUUUUCACAUUCUCUCAUAGACUACAUGGCUUUCUCUCUCUCCUUGCCCAGUUACUGUUUGUUCCUUUCUUUGCCUUUGUGUAGGUACAGUCAAUAUGCGAGCUCGUGGAUUUUUGUGUGGAUAAACUGUAAUAAGCAUUUUUACCCCACACCUCUCUAUGGUCACAUCUGAAAUACUCACAUCAUGUAACAAUUAGAACUUGUUCCUAGUACGUGACAGGUCAGUUUGGUUGGUUCAACAAAGUAAUUUAUAGCAGUGUAUUAUGUUUUACCCUACAACCCAAGCAGCAAUUGAGAACCACUGUACACCCCAAAGUUAAAGACAUGACCUCUAUAUAUCUAUGGUCAUGCAUGCUGCGUGUGCUCCCCCUCGUGUGACAGCCUAGCGGUAGUGCCAGGGAGAUCCGUGGUAGCAUCAUGGGAUUCACCACUCCAGGGCAGACCCCCAAGCUCAGUGCCAGGCACCUGGGGGACAGGGCAGCCCCCACCCCCGGAGAGUACCGCACUCCCCUGGGCAGCUGGCACCACCUGGCAGCCCACGACGACUCCAGCAAUCUCCCAGAGUUCAUGUCAGCACCCAGCUCAGUGAGAGGCAGGCAGUGGCAGGUUUGUGGCAGAGCAGGAAGUGGAUGUUCAGGGGCAGGUUGGGAAGUGUAGUUUACUCACUGUAGGUGGUCACCUCUCUCCUAGUGUAAGUUCUGAUUGUAAUAGAAUAGUAGUCUGAGCAGUGCAAAGCAGGCUAGGUAUGGUUGUAGCUGUGUAACAAUGUAAUGAUGGAUAAUGGUUAUAGCUGUCAUUGUGGUGUUAGGCCCCUAAUGAAAAUGUAUCACCUCUUCAUACUAAUUUCAAACAAAUUACUAAAGUAAAAAAAGUUUUUCUAUCGAUGUAAUAAUGGUUUCAUGAAAUUUGGUCUUCUAAAAAGCGUGAUGAGUUUGUUUGGUUGGCAUGUACAGCAAUGUCGGGAGGGAAACUAGCUUCCUGGUCACUUUCGUAUUUUUUCACUUUGGCUGCUUCCAGAAUGAUGUCGAUGCAACCAAAGCUGCCCCCGUCCUCAACUCCAAAGUAGAUGGCACGUCGGCGACAAGGCCCAGCAGUGCAUCCAUGGAAGACUCUGAGAUGAAGAAACUGAUGGACGAGUGCAAGAGGCUGCAGUACGAUGUGGGCAACCUCUCAGACGAAAACAGACAACUCAAGGUAUGGUCAUAGGUUGUGUGAUGUCUAGGGUUGGGGUGAUUAAUAUUAUAUAUUGGCGAUUAUAAGGUAAUCUAUCCUCAAAGCAUGAAGACUAUAUUCAUGUUCUUGUAAAGAUGAUCUUGGGCUUUUGGCUGUGGUAAAGAAGGAUGUAUGAGGUUCUAACCUACAGUGUUUGACUUCCUCUCAGGACGAGGGCCUGAGGAUGAGGAAGUCCCACCAGUCAGACAACAUGGUCUCCGGCUCGGGUGCCAUGAGCAAACAGCACUCUUCCAGCUCCCUCCCCUCGCUAAUGGUCGUCAUAGCAGCCAUCUUCAUUGGAUUCUUCCUAGGGAAGUUUGUCUUGUAGGGGAGGGGGUGGGCGAGAGAGAAGGAAAGCGAGCCAGCAUAGGCUCUAAUUUGUCUCAAAGGCCCUCAAGGUUAAAGUAUGUGUUAUCGUUGACCUGCCAUUAUCAGUGAUAGUGCCAGCUCACUGCGUACGUACAUAUGUUCUGUGUACCCGAAUCAUAAACGGGCCUCGCCUUUUACAAUCGCACACGGUUAGUACACGUGGAAAAACAGAGAUGAAUGAACUUUCUCCUUUUUUUGGGG